Hemicordylus capensis (graceful crag lizard) is the source of this 2633-nucleotide messenger RNA. RefSeq names its product zinc finger protein 883-like. Gene Ontology annotation, cellular component: nucleus. Gene Ontology annotation, biological process: regulation of transcription by RNA polymerase II. NCBI's taxonomy places the organism in Eukaryota, Metazoa, Chordata, Lepidosauria, Squamata, Cordylidae. The record is from RefSeq and is a predicted model, not a curated record. Gene Ontology annotation, molecular function: RNA polymerase II cis-regulatory region sequence-specific DNA binding; DNA-binding transcription activator activity, RNA polymerase II-specific. Bases 333 to 2354 code for a protein of 673 amino acids. The transcript is spliced from 2 exons.
UGCUUCUGCCUCCCCUUCUUGAAAGCCUGAAAGUAAUAAAUAUAGGCUUCACAAAUAACCAGCCCACAGGAGCAAUCUAUGCAGGAACGUUCUUCACCAGGCCUCUGUAUCCUCUGAGGAGGGCUGCACCUUUUCCACCAUAUUUGGUAGUCCCUAUUCAACAUGCGGGCCCAGGCCCCUACUGGACAAGCCUGUAUCAUCACCUGAUGUUUUGACCCUUAAAGAGCAGGGUACAGAAAUGUGCACAGAAAUGCAUACAUGUAUAGGAGAGGGAGAGGGAAGAUAUGAUUUGUGAGGAGAAUAUACGAUUUCCUUUUUUCAGGAGGUAAUGAAUGACCUUUGAGGAGCUGGUGGUGCAUUUCACUGAGGGGGAAUUGCUGUAUCCAGACCCAAGAGCUCUGCACGAGGAAGUGACGGUAGAGAGUUUCGGCAACAUGGCCUCCCUGGGUGAUAGAAAGGACCAUGAGGACAAUAUGAGACCGUUUGGGCUAUUUUUGGAAGCGACCAAUGAUGAAGCAGCAGAAAAGUCCUCUGGGAAACAAAAUGGAUCAACGAGGCGGGAGAUAAACCAAAGGGACUUCCAUGAAAUUCCAGGCCAGCACGCAUAUUACAAAGGUGGUGGAAGAAAUAAGUCCCGUGUUUCUACAGAGACCAGCCAUAAACCAAGCUUUAAAAUAAAUCACCGAAUUCACACAGCAGAGAAAACAGACAGAUGCUUGACAUAUGGAAAGGGCAUCAUUCAAAACACACAGUCCCCCUUGCAUCAAAGAGCUCAGAGAGCAGAGAAUGCUGGGAGUCAGGGUGGAUCAAAGGCACAGGAUGUUAACCAAACAAAGAAUAAGAGGAACACAUCUGAUGCUUGUCAGGAUGGGAACUUGCAUGUCAUUCCCACUGAAGAAGAAAAAACAGAUGGAAAGAGGAGGAGUAAGUGCCAAAUAUGUGGAAAUACCUUCAGUCAUAAAUCAAGCCUUAAGAGACAUCAAAAUAUCCACACAAGAGAGAGACCAUACAAAUGCGAAGAUUGUGGUGACAGCUUUAAUCAAGAAGCAGACCUUGUUAGACAUCAAACUGUUCACACUGGAAAGAACCCAUAUAAGUGCUUGGAAUGUGGAAAGAGCUUCAGCCGUACUGGAAAACUAAUUGUACAUCAAAGAACCCACACAGGAGAGAAACCAUAUGAAUGCUUGGAAUGUGGCAAGAGCUUCCAUGUGAAAUCAUCUCUUACUAAGCAUCAGAAAAUUCACACAGGAGAGAAACCAUAUGAAUGCUUGGAAUGUGGAAAGAGCUUCCGAACAAGUGAAAAACGUACUGUGCAUCAAAGAACUCACACUGGAGAAAAACCAUAUAUAUGCUUGGAAUGUGGAAAGAGCUACCAUGAGAAAUCAGCUCUUACUAAGCAUCAGAGAAUUCAUGCAGGAGAGAAACCAUAUCAAUGCUUGGAAUGUGGAAAGAGCUUCAGAACAAGUGAAAAACGUACUGUGCAUCAAAGAACUCACACUGGAGAAAAACCAUAUAUAUGCUUGGAGUGCGGGAAAAGUUUUUGUGAUAGUUCAGGCCUUAAGUCACAUACAAAGAUCCACACAGGGGAAAAAUCAUAUAAAUGCUUGGAAUGUGGAAAGAGCUUCAGUCACAGCACAAGCCUCACUUCACACCAAAAAAUCCACACAGGCGAAAAAUCAUAUAACUGCCUGGAAUGUGGAAAGACAUUCAGUCACAGCUCAAGCCUCACUUCACACCAAAAAAUCCACACAGGCGAAAAAUCAUUUAACUGCCUGGAAUGUGGAAAGACUUUCAGUCACAGCUCAAGCCUCACUUCACACCAAAGAAUCCACACAGGGGAGAAGCCAUAUAAAUGCUUGGAAUGUGGAAAGAGAUUUAGUCAGGGUUCACAUCUGAUUUCACAUAAAAGGAUACACACAGGUGAUAAACCAUAUAAGUGUUUGGAGUGUGGAAAAAGCUUCACCCAGAGCUCACAUCUUAAGGAGCAUAAGAAAAAGCAUACUGGGGAGAAACCGUAUAAAUGCUCAGAUUGUGGAAAGUGUUUCCGUUUGAGCACAUGUCUUACUUUACAUCUAAGAACUCACACUGGAGAGAAACCAUAUAAAUGCUUUGAGUGUGGCAAGAGUUUCAGUCAGAGCUCAGCCCUUUCUACACAUGAAAGACUCCACACAGGGAUGAAACCAUAUAAAUGCUUUGAGUGUGGCAAGAGCUUUAAUUGUAGCUCAGACCUUGUGACACAUCACGGUAUCCACACAGGAGAGAAACGAUAUAAAUGCUUGGAGUGUGGGAAAAGCUUCAGUCACAAUAGGAGCCUGAUUUCACACCAAAGGAUUCACACAGGAGUGAAACCAUAGAAAUGCUUGUAGUGUGGAAAAUGCUUACACUAUGGUAAAAACUUUCACGAUGCAUCCGACUUUCCUAGACAUUAAUGAAUCUACAGAGAUAGAGUGAAACUGUAUAGAAACCAAUCACUGCUUUCUAGGGGAAAAAACAAGUUAUUGCUGAAUUCACAAGGUGAACACUAAAGUCAUAUCUCUAUUUGUUGCAGUCCCUGCAUGAUAAGCUUGGUCUCAUUUAUUCUGCUGCUGUAUACGUUGUUCUAAUAAUAACUCCAUAAAGGUGGUUAAAAAAUG